AUGCCCUGGUGCAAAAGUCCUGCAGCAGCAUCCGUCAAUUCCCACCCUGGCAUCAAGAAGCUAGCCUCUAAGGUUAAGGAGCUACGCCAACAAGCAAAACAUUCACGUAACGCCAUAGAGAAAUACAAGAAGGCACAUGACAAGCUCCGGAGCGCUAAGCAGACACAGAGAAGGGCCCUCAAGGACAGGAUCAGAGAACAACGACCAGCCCAGAAACGACUAAUGGACGCCCUCACGGCCCCAGUCGAAAGCACAGUCGAGGGCCAACACCGGCGAAGAGAUGUUGCCAUCUAUGCCGUGAUGGCCUAUUGCGUCGUGGUGGAAGGGCCGGCUGUACGGCGCACCAACUCCAGGGCAGGGACGAUGCGGCGGUCUUCCGUCAAGGAUAAGCCUCGAGAAGACAGUUAUUAUACAGAAGACGGUCGUCGUACGGCUGUGUUGUCUGUCUUUAUAGCAAGUAAGGAGGAGAGGCCGAGGAGAUGCUUCCUUUACAUUGGCCUAGUGCUCCACUUAGAACCGGGUGAUCCUUGCAUCGAAGAACUCACACACGAAUUUUACAGUGCCGGCGACUUAAAUAAGCACUUCCGACAGAAGCACCUGAAAAACAUCCAACAGGGGGACGAUAUAGAGUACGGAGCUUGCUAUAUGCCACUAGACCACAAGAUACAUCUCCAACGUCAUGCCCUUCAGAUCCACAGCACGAUAUCCUAA
Dichotomopilus funicola is the source of this 711-nucleotide messenger RNA. RefSeq lists its product as uncharacterized. Lineage: Eukaryota; Fungi; Ascomycota; Sordariomycetes; Sordariales; Chaetomiaceae. The coding region runs from base 1 to 711 and encodes 236 amino acids. The record is from RefSeq and is a predicted model, not a curated record. The transcript has 3 exons.